This is a messenger RNA of Closterium sp. NIES-65, 1433 nucleotides long. The record is from the annotation of a GenBank genome assembly. Lineage: Eukaryota; Viridiplantae; Streptophyta; Zygnematophyceae; Desmidiales; Closteriaceae.
AUGACUGAUCGUAACGGCCGUCCGCAAGCCAAUGUCCUUCUGAUCAACGACAGUGGCGCGGUCUUCGCUGAGACAAUCGACACACGGAUGGAAUCGAAGACGGGAGGUUACAUCGCGGGGCUUCUCCGUCCCAUUCUCAAGAAAGUCGGACCGGAAAAUGUGGUGGCAUUUUGCAUGGACGGCGGCUCGAACUAUGCGGCGGCGUGCAGGGAGCUGAUGGAGGAUUACUCCCACAUUGAGUACAUACCUUGUGCUACCCACGUCCUCGAUCUGUUGAUGGAGGACGUGGGGAAGAUGGAUUGGGCGAAGAACCUUGUCACCCGCGGGGGAGAGAUCAUCACCUUCACGCGCAACCACCACUUCACGCGGGGGUAUUUGCGAAGCUCCGAGGUCAAGGGCGGGAAGGGCAAGCAGGUCCUGAAACCCGCGGGCACUCGCUUCGGGACGCAAUUCAUCGCUAUUUCCCGCCUUGUCGAAGUCCGUGCUGCCCUCGUGCAGAUGGUUUUAAGCGAUGAAUGGAAGGAGUGGGCAACAGGUGCAAGGAGUAAAAGCGCGGACACUUUCCGCGAGCACAUCAUGGACGAGGCUUGGUGGAAGACGGCCGAGUUCUUCACCAAGCUCAUGGCGAAGCCGUUCGCCGUCAUGCGGGCUACGGAUGCUGCGACAAAAGGGAUGAUGGGGCGCCUCUACGACGCCAUGCUGCAGCUCACCGAGGACGUGGAUGCAAUCCUCGAGGAGCACUCCGCGGGUCACCUGACGAGGGCAGAGGUUAAGGAGAUCCGCCUCAUCGUGAAGGAUAGGUGGGAUAAGUGCUUGGCGUGCCCCUUGCAUGUGGUUGGCAGGAUCUUGAAUCCGGUCAACCAAGAGGAGAGCAUCUUCAGAAACGACAUCGAAUGCACGCGCGUGCUGAAGGGCUACAUCGCCAAGCACUACGACCACCUCACCAUCACCGCGAGCGAUGGCGAGGAGCGCCGAGCCUCUCUUGUGCUGCAGGAGGAACUGACGGCGUACCUGACCCUACAGGGGAGUUUCGGGCUGCCCACCGCCUUGGAAGACCGCGCGGCUGUGAAGGCGGGGAAGAUGACGGCCGUCCAGUGGUGGAAUUGGCACGGCACAGAUGCGCCCCACCUUGCUACGUGCGCAAUCCACAACCUUUCGCAGCCGGUGUCCGCGUCGCCCUGUGAGCGCAAUUGGUCCAUGUGGGACGCGGUCCACACGGCAAGGCGCAACCGCCUCGGGUCCGAGAAGUGCAGGGACCUCGUAUAUGUUGUGCACAACUGGCAGGUUGUGCACAAUUGGUACAAGGUCCCUAAGGGGCAGCGGGUGGUCAAGGGCAACAUUCCUGAGGCGCCCCUUCCCGAGGGCUACAAGGUGGAGGAGGAUGGGGCGGAGGAGGAGGUUGGGGAGGAAGAGGACAUGGUUCUUGAGGAUGA